Molecule: messenger RNA, 2412 nt
Organism: Acanthopagrus latus (yellowfin seabream)
Lineage: Eukaryota; Metazoa; Chordata; Actinopteri; Spariformes; Sparidae
Gene: rab6a
Product: RAB6A, member RAS oncogene family
Exons: 8
Coding region: 276-902 (208 amino acids)
Molecular function (GO): GTP binding; GTPase activity
Source: RefSeq, a predicted model, not a curated record
CCCAGGGGGUGGCUAGCUGGUGGAAAUGUCAGAGAACUGACAGUAACGCUAACUUGUCCGCAGUAGUUACUGAGUUAUCAGAAAGUGUCUGGAAGCUCAAGGGAGCGAUUGUUAGGCACGAAACCUCACCAGACGGCCUGUGUGGAGGCGUGGGCAAGCGGGUUAAACGUUACGGAUCCCGGACAUUUCAUAUUUGACAACCGCUGGUUAGCUAGCAUUAGCUGGCUAGCUGGAGAGCUCCUGAAAAGUAACGCCAGGGAUUGUUUCAUAGAGUCAUGUCGGCGGCCGGGGACUUCGGGAACCCUUUAAGAAAAUUUAAAUUGGUCUUUCUCGGGGAACAGAGUGUGGGAAAGACUUCGCUGAUCACCAGGUUCAUGUAUGACAGCUUCGACAACACUUACCAAGCCACGAUAGGAAUAGAUUUCCUGUCGAAAACCAUGUACCUUGAAGACAGAACAAUCAGGUUGCAGUUGUGGGACACAGCAGGGCAAGAGCGAUUUCGUAGCCUCAUCCCGAGUUACAUCAGAGAUUCUGCCGCUGCUGUCGUAGUGUAUGACAUCACAAACGUCAACUCCUUCCAGCAAACCACAAAAUGGAUUGACGAUGUGAGAACAGAGAGAGGAAGUGAUGUCAUUAUCAUGUUGGUGGGCAAUAAGACAGACCUUGCGGACAAAAGACAGAUAACCACAGAGGAGGGAGAGCAGAGAGCGAAAGAGAUGAAUGUUCUGUUUAUUGAAACGAGUGCAAAGACAGGCUACAAUGUCAAACAGCUAUUCCGGCGUGUGGCAGCCGCCCUCCCUGGCAUGGACAACACACAGGACAAGAGUAGAGAGGACAUGAUUGACAUUAAGCUGGAGAAGCCACCAGAGCAACCUGCCAGUGAAGGAGGCUGUUCCUGCUAAUGCCCGCUCAUGUCAUCGCUAAAUAUUUCUCCUCUCGGCUUUUUUCUCAGACUCAGUCAGUUUUUCUCCCGCCUCUGUUCCCCAGCCCUAAAUAGAACACUACAUCUGUUUUCCUCUGCAUCGUGGAAACCUGCUCUCUCAUCGGGAUGCUCUGAAAGUCAUGAAACACAUAAAUUGAAUAUUUGCACUGUAACACACAUACGUUGAAAAAGUAUUCAGCCUUCUUUGCUGAGCUCCUGUUGUCAUUCCCAAAAGACAAAUAUGAUGGUUGAAGAGUAAUGAGUCGCAGCAAGUUUGUGUCUAAAGAUGGCUUUUUGUACCAAACUGAAAGAAACAAAAUGAGUGUGUAUGUGUUUCAGAGUGAGAAUAUUCUGAAAAAGGAUUUUAAAACACGCUUUAAGCUUAAUCAGCACAUUGUGGAUAUCUUGUGCAUUUGUCAGGUAACAUUAUUUGUGCUGUUGCAAUUGAUUAGCAGCAAUCCGUUCUUGAAUUGUGUUAUAAACAAACCUUACUUUUUUUAACUGUCUGGAACAAUGCAUCAAAACAUUUGCAAAGUUGUGUUGAAGAAAAUCAACUCGGUCAUCUCAGUGUUGACAUGUAUACUGUAUUCAACCACGAUGCAGCUAAAGUUGGAAGUGGCAGCCGUGCACUCAUUUUAAACUGUGUGCAGGUAGCACAGCACAGUUUUCCCCCAACACGUACCAGCAUGACAUGACAAGUUGUAACACAGCCAUCGCAUGUUCUCAGACCAGCCCAAAUACGUGAUACCUAUAAGAGCAACACUGUCACUAUCACUACACCGUCCUUCCUCUCUUCCCACACUUGACCUUUUUCAGAUGGGUUAUUUUUACCGUGGCUUCCGUUUUGUAUUCCCUUUUUAUUUGGAUAGAUCUUUUUUCUGAAAUACUACAGCUAUCAUAGAUUAAAACAGUUUAUUUGAUGAUAGUGUUUAAAGAGGAAUUUCUCAUAUACUACGAGUCAUAAUCAUAAAAACCCAUCAUAAACAUUAGAUAUUAAGAUAUUAUGCCUUUUGGCGUUUAAUUGUAGAGGGCUUCCUUGGAUUUGGGUUUAUCUAGCUAAGUUUGGGAUGAUGUUACGAACACUUUAAAAACUUCUUUUGCUUGUUUUUAUUUUUUUUGGAGUUGAUCUUUUGUUAGUGAUUAUUUGACAUGUGUAUUUAAUCCACAAUGACUUGUAAUAUUUAUUUCUAUUGGAUUCAUGUUUCCUUUUUUAUGGCUGUUAAUAUCUUCACUUUUGGUAUGAGUCCUGAAUCGCUAAUAAAAAAAAAAAUAUGCAUCCAUCUGGACCACGUUUAACAGAACCUGUGGAGACAUCUGCUGUCCCCCUCUAUCACCUCUAACUGGCAAUUUGAUCGUACUAAUAAUGCCGUGCAAUUUUUGUGUGAAUUAUGGGGGAGAGUUUGAUUUGUAUAGCAAUGUAGUCCUCAACGUUUCUGUCUGGAAUGGUUUUAAAUGAAAGAAUAAAAAAACACUUGUCACUGCUGCUGAAA